This is a messenger RNA of Pseudophryne corroboree (corroboree frog), 2343 nucleotides long. Its product is annotated as syndecan 4-B-like. The transcript is spliced from 5 exons. Lineage: Eukaryota; Metazoa; Chordata; Amphibia; Anura; Myobatrachidae. Gene Ontology annotation, biological process: cell migration. Gene Ontology annotation, cellular component: membrane; cell surface. Bases 199 to 804 code for a protein of 201 amino acids. The record is from RefSeq and is a predicted model, not a curated record.
CUGUGUGUGCAGAUGGGAGGGGACAACUUAUAAAAAAUCCUUUGAAGGUAACACAGUCGGAGCACAUUCGUGAAGUGUAGUGGAAUAAAGACACAGCAGCAUCGUGGACGCACAGCCUCAUAUACACUACUCUAGUCAACUGGAAUUUGGCAGCAGGGAAAGUUUUGUCUCCGUGACCAGGAUCUCAUUACAGACAAUAUGAAUCGUAUACUCUUCGUUUUGGGGGUACUGCUCGGCGCAGUCGCGGCUGAAUCGAUAAGAGAAACGGAGACUAUGGACCCAAAUAUGUUUGAGGGCCUGGUUGAAUCUUCUGGGUCUUUACCAGAUGACGAAGACUUUGAGGAACCAGACUACUACGACGAUAUAGAUUCUGAUUCAUUUGAUGAAAGCUCUGAUUCAUUUGAUGAAAUUUCUGGUUCUGGCGAUUCCUCAGAAGAAAUGGAUGAUCUUGAAUCCACUGUAGACACACCCACAACUACCAUGGGUAACAAAAUUCCAGAAAAUGACUUGCCUGAUCCAAAAUUCCCUAUUGAUGAUGUGGACCAAAGUGACAAUGAUAUAGUAAUCAGCAAGCACCUACCAGAACUGGAGCAAUCAAACGAAAUCUUUAUGGCCAGCACGUCUCAUGGCUUCUUCAGUAGAACAGAAGUUGUCGUUGCUCUUGUUGCUGGUGCAGUGGUUGGACUGCUGUUUGCUGUCUUCAUCAUCAUUUUUCUGGUAAUGCGCAUUAGAAGGAACAAAGACGUUGCCUACGAUGCAGUGAAAAAACCAAUCUACAAGAAAGCUCCAACAAUCGAGGCGUAGAUUUCACAAGGACCUAUUGACUAUUAAUUAGACUUUGAAAUGCAUUAAAGAGCUGAGAAAAUCAAACCUUGUUGUAUUACAACAUUUCUAUGCAUUUCUAUUACCCGGUAUCAAAACUCUUAUAAUUCAGUCAUUUUAAAUAUAUUGACAUUAAAAAAAAAUAAGCUGUUUUUACAUAUUUUUGAUACUUUUUUUGAUGGCCAGCAUUGGCCUUGGAGACCAGUUUGGAUUAUUUUUUUAAUUAUAAUGGAUGCUUGCAGUGGCCAAAUGCACUACAUUUAAAAAGUGGACUUUGACUUUUUGUACUAAAUUUAAAUAAACACUAAUGCGUAUAUGCUGUAUAAUUUAAUGUGAUUCUUUCACUGAAAUGUAAUAUACUAAAGUGUUUCCAAUGUUGAUCGGUUUCCCCUUUUGUAAGUUAAUUAAUUUUUUUGUUUUUUUAAUCAUCAUUAGGGUGGUGAUGGUGACUUUACCUACAUAGGAUCUGUUACUUACCCAAUUUAAUUUUAGUUUUUAAUUAUUAACUGCCAAUCUUUACUUUUCUGAAAUGUGACAACCUGCAUAUUUGUGGUCAAAUUAUGUGUAAAGUCUAAUGAAUGUCCUUCAAGCUGGCAUAUUUAAUUUCUUUAUUUUUCUCUCAAACAUAUUUAUAUACAGUCGGUACUACUUUUUUUUUUUUUUUUCUUUUUCUUUUGGGUAUCUGAAGUGUAUGUGGAGAAAUAAUUGUCAUAGCAGUUUUUGAGUUCUUUUUGUUUUGUUUUUUGCCGCUUUCCUCCCCCCCUCCCAAGUCAAAUGUAAUCGUUAAUAAACCUGUUUUUAAAUUUUUGAUAUCCACUUAGAAUGUAUUUUAUAGUUGUUAGAUUUAAAUAGCAUGUAAUAUUGAUCGUCUGUAGAAUUUUUUUUUUUUUCAAAAUAAAAUACUUUUUUAGUAACUUAAAUUCUGUUAAUGUUUCAUAUUAACAUCUGUGUAUAUAUGUAUUAUAAGUUCUACAAAGGGCAUUUCUUAACGUGAACGUGAAACUAAAAUUUUGGUGAUCAGCAGAUCUAAAAAACAAAAAAGGAACCAUUUCUACUUACAUUUUCCCAAAAGGUUUCAUUCUAAAAAUUAGAAGCAGAUCUCUAUAAUGUAUGAGUAAUACUGUUUGUUCAUUUUUUUUUUUUCCUUUCCCACUAAAAUGAUCUGUAUGGAAAGAGGUUUGCUUUACAAAACUGGUCCCAAAAUCUUAGUGACGGGUUCACAUGAAAAUACAUGGGGCAAGAUGUAAUAGGGUGCAGGAUGCUGGUUGCUCCUUUAAAAAAAUGUCCAAGAUAGGCCGGCAUUCAGCACUUCCAGUGAUCUCUGACCCUGUUACUUCUCAUCCAUGGAGUGGUCACCAACACAUAUGGAGACAUAAUUUAAAGUGUAACAAUAAUGGUUUAAUUGUGUUCUGACUGCUCUGUACAUCAUUCACUGUUUCAGACAAUACAAUAUUUUUGUUUGUUUUGUAUCUGUAAAAUAUUUAAAUGUAGCAGCUAUUAAAAUAUAUUUAUAUUUCAAAA